Messenger RNA from Parastagonospora nodorum SN15, 954 nucleotides. RefSeq lists its product as hypothetical. The record is from RefSeq and is a predicted model, not a curated record. The transcript has 2 exons. Gene Ontology annotation, molecular function: NAD+ binding; protein-malonyllysine demalonylase activity; protein-succinyllysine desuccinylase activity. The coding region runs from base 1 to 954 and encodes 317 amino acids. NCBI's taxonomy places the organism in Eukaryota, Fungi, Ascomycota, Dothideomycetes, Pleosporales, Phaeosphaeriaceae.
AUGGCCUCCACGGCCACCAGACCCGGCGUCGUCCCGCCAAAGGACCUCGAGAGCUUCCAGCAACACCUGAACAAGUCGACGAGGAUAUUAGCACUGCUGGGCGCGGGACUGAGUGCGAGCUCGGGACUACCAACAUUCAGAGGCGCAGGAGGCUUAUGGCGCACCCACGAUGCCGUACAACUCGCAACCCCCGGAGCAUUCCAAGCAGACCCCGGCCUGGUAUGGCAAUUCUACAGCUACAGACGCCACAUGGCGCUCAAAGCCCAGCCCAAUCCCGCGCACUACGCCCUCGCAGAGCUCGCAAGGAAGAAGCCAGGCUUCCUGACCCUGAGCCAGAACGUCGAUGGCCUCUCCCCGCGCGCCCACCACCCCUCCGCCCAACUCAAACUCCUCCACGGCUCCCUCUUCGACGUCAAAUGCUCAGAGUUCUUCUGCACUCACGUCCAGCGCAACAACUACACCGACCCCAUCGUCCCCGCGCUCGCCCUGCCCACGGACGAAUCAGACCCUACAUCGCGCGAAGCCCAGCGCGAGCUCGAUAUCUCGGAUGAGAACGUCGCCAUCCCCGAACUCACGUACUCGCACCUGCCCAAGUGUCCCGCGUGCAAGAAGGGCCUGCUGCGUCCCGGAGUUGUGUGGUUUGGCGAACAGCUUCCCCGAGAUGUCCUAGAUGAUGUGGAUGCCUUCAUGGCGAGUCCUGAGAAGAUUGAUCUUAUCAUGGUGAUUGGGACGAGUGCAAAGGUUUAUCCGGCGGCUGGGUAUGUCGACUUGGCGCGUAGUAAGGGUGCGAGGGUGGCGAUUGUGAAUAUGGAUAGUAAUGAUGUCCCCGCAGGUGGGCUGUAUGAUGGGGAUUGGUUUUUCCAGGGAGAUGCCGCGCAAAUUAUGCCGGAGUUGCUGGAGAGUGUUAUUGGGGAAGUCAAGAUGGACGAGGUCGUUGAUGCUGCGGCGGAAUGA